Molecule: messenger RNA, 1203 nt
Organism: Fusarium pseudograminearum CS3096
Lineage: Eukaryota; Fungi; Ascomycota; Sordariomycetes; Hypocreales; Nectriaceae
Exons: 5
Coding region: 1-1203 (400 amino acids)
Molecular function (GO): protein binding
Source: RefSeq, a predicted model, not a curated record
AUGUCUCAACCAACAGGUGAAGUUAUCCAAGUCGCAGACCCGACAGAAACAACGAACCGCAAACAAGCACGCGCGCCCUCGCCAGAAGACACAGAUGAUGAAAGCCAUGUUGAAGAAUUCUGUGGCACCUCUAUCCACGCCUCACUGUCAACUCUCCUGUUUAGUGACAAGUUCGCGGAUAUGACUAUCAAAUGCAAGGAACGCGAAUUCAGCGCUCAUCGAGCUAUUGUCUGCUCACAGUCCAGCUUUUUCGACAAGGCCCUGAGUAGCAAUUUCAAGGAAGAUGAUCCAGAUAUCGUGGAACGGUUUCUCGAGUUCCUCUAUACAGGAAAUUAUACUGAUUCGGUCAUCCCGACCUUGGACAAACCAUCUGCUGAGGCCAUGAUGGAUCCUACGACUGUUCGACAGAACUUGCGGGAACCGGCAUAUGAUUAUGAGGUCCCUACGUCUGACAAUGCACUGUUUGAUGAACCCGAUGAAGAGUGGCAGCCUCCGGCCGAGGAAGCAGAUGAACCGGAGGAGGAGUACAGAGAGGACCCAAUCGACGAGGAAAGCUCUGCAGACGGCAAUGGACACGGUGACCAAGAGGACGAUGCCAAGGUGAUGACAAUGAAAGACAUUGCCCUCGCACCCAAGGAAGAAGGGUUAAAGCUACUCGCACGUCUACGCAACGACAUGACAUUGCCUCUCCGGCUUUACGCCAUGGCAGACGUGUACGAUGUGCCGGCGCUCCGACUCCUUGCUCGCGACCGCUUCUACCGAGCCGCCGAGCUUUAUUGGGAAGAGGCCGAGUGCUUCCCGGAUAUUGUGGACGAACUGUACGAGACAACGCCGCCUGGCGAUACAGCGAUGCGUGAGAUUGUUUGCCGCCUCGUGGGUGCAAGGAUCCUGGACCACGAAGUCAGGGAAAAGAUGAGGCAUGUGAUGACGAAGCAUGGGGAAUUCGCCGUCAGUGUGUUGGACGUGUUUUUUGUAUGGGCUGCUGAGGUCGGGCAUUUCCUGAAGAGGGCCUCAGGGUAUGAGGUUCAAGACAACUCUGACUGUGACCCCUGUAUGAAGUCCGAUGGUGCCCCUGGGCACAGUCAGACUUCAUACAGGGGUCACAGUCAGAGUUAUCCUGUACCACUCAGGGUAUUAGAAAAAUUGGCCGCUGAGAACAUGAGAGACGAAAUUACCUUUAGGCUAUUUAUUUUUGUAACCUAA